AGCAUUUAGAUUUUAAAAAUUCAGAAAUACUUUAAUUUAGCUAUAUGGAACAUACAAGUCCUUUUUUCACCAUAGAAGCUAAACUGUCAGUGUCAAUAAUAUCUGAGAAAAGUGAUUUUCUAAAAUAAAGUAUGUUCAAUAAAAUAAAAGGUUGAAUUUUAAGAAUGAAAGACAAAAUGGAGGACAAUUGCAUUAAUUGCACUUGCUAGAGUUUGCUAGAGGUUGUGGCUCAAAUACAGCAUUAUAGCUAAAUUUAAAUAAAUGACAAAAAAAAUGCUAUGUGUCAAGUAGGCUAUGAAGUCUUUACCCUAGAUGCAAUUAACUGUCAGUGUCCCACGUGUGUGAUGAGAUGAUCAGUGUGUGCUCAGUCAAAGUCAUUGAUCCCAGCAUCAGGCAGCAGAUCUGCUCUCUCUACAGGGUCACCACUUUCCCAGAAUCACACAGAGUCUCCCUCCAUCUCCCCCUAGUCCUCCACCUGUUCCCCUGAGAUCUAACCAUUGUCCCCCAGGCAAUAACAGCAUUCAGCGUGCUGCAUCCCUUGUUGUCUUACUGACCUCUCUGAUUGGUUGAAACUGUGAGAAACUCCAGCCAGACCAGGACCCACACAUUCAUAUGGAGAUGUGGGACUAUAAAUAGGAGGGAUGAAGCCAGCAGAGAUCAGAUUCUCUCAACAGAGACCUCUACAGCACAGAGAUCCAACCAUGGCACCUACAAUCACUGCAGCAAUGACCGAUUCUCAGGAGCACCUGACUCUGACCCACAAGCUCAGAAAGCCUCUGGUGGAGAAGUUACGCAGAGAAAGAAUCAACGGCAGCACUGAGCAGCUCAAGUCUCUCCUGGGUCCAGAGUUCCUCAAACAGCAGCCAGACUCCAAGCUGGAGAAAGCAGACAUCCUGGAGAUGACAGUUUGUGUCCUGAGACGACUGCAGCAGCAGAAUCAAGCUGUGGACUCAGCAGCUGUCGAUCAGGGCUACUCCAGGUGUGUCCAAGAGGUGGACCACUUCCUGUCCAAAGAGGAGGGGGAGACACAGUCCCAGAGAAGACUUGUGAACCACUUCAACAAGCUGCAGUCUUCCUCUGAUAAGACGCUGAGAGAGGCUGACUUCUCUCUUCUGAGCUACACAGUCCAGACCAGCAUCACCAAAGAGAAGAGUCUGGCCAGGAGCGCCCCCUGGAGGCCGUGGUAGACACCUACAGACUGGAGUUGGUACCAGACAAACUGAGAUGACCACAUUGGUCAAAGAUUACUGAACUGAAUUCCUUGAAUUCUUUUAGAUUUGUUCUUCUGUAUGUACAGAAUCUGCAUUCUGUGUUCUUUCUUUGUGCACAAUGACGUUUCCUAAGGAAAUGACAGCGACAAUAUCUUUCAAGUUUAGAAAGAGAACGACUUAUCAUGCAUUUUGCAUGAACCAAAUCUGAUUGCAUCAACAAUUAUUAUUAUACUUCACUGUACAUCAUGAAUUGGUAGUAAUUAAUGCUCUGGAAACAUAUUUUAUGUUUGAUUGGUAUUGAUCAACUUGAUCAGAAAACUUGAACUGUCUUUUUUAUGGACAUAUUGUUAUAACAGACUUUACUUCACUUAAAUCUUUUUAUAAGACAAAACUGAUCUGUUGUGAGAUUCAAAGGUUUAUCAUUUAAAAAAAAAGAUUUGCUUAAAGUCACAAUUUUCCUGUGAUACUUUAAUGCUCCACUGUGUCAUGUGUUGGUAUAAUAUAAAGCAAUGGUGAUAUUUGUUACAUGUUGAAGCUAUUGAUGAUUUGGAAUUGAUCCAAAAUCUGUCCUUUUGAUGGACAUUUUGUCAUAUUGGACUGUCCUAUAUUUUUGCAAAUUAUUAACAAAUGAUCUGUAUUAAGAUCAAUAUGUUUAUCCUUUUAUGGUAAAGGGUCUGUUUCACUUCACACUGUCACAGUUUUUAAGUGACAAUAUAAUCUUUAUAUCUUGAGAAUCAGUUGAAGUUAAAUGUUAUUGAGAACUAUGUGAUCUGUUGUAAGAUCAGCUUUUACUACUUUCUCUUUUGUUCACUAAGUGAAAAUGUUUGAAUCCAUUUGGGAAAGAAUUCUCAAAGGACAGUGAGUACUGUGUCCUCAAAUAUUGUAAAUCAUUGUCUUUUAUAAAGACAGCUGUUCCUUUACUCUCUCUGAGUACAGUGUGUCUUGUAGAAAUCUACAAGUUGUUGUUGUGAUGUAUCAUCACCUGUAGUUGGAGUUUUCUCACUUCAUGUGGCUCAUCGUGCGUUGUUGAAUAAAUAAACACUGCCAA
This is a messenger RNA of Micropterus salmoides (largemouth bass), 2259 nucleotides long. RefSeq names its product transcription factor HES-5-like. Gene Ontology annotation, cellular component: nucleus. Gene Ontology annotation, biological process: regulation of transcription by RNA polymerase II; anterior/posterior pattern specification; regulation of neurogenesis. NCBI's taxonomy places the organism in Eukaryota, Metazoa, Chordata, Actinopteri, Centrarchiformes, Centrarchidae. The transcript is spliced from 2 exons. The record is from RefSeq and is a predicted model, not a curated record. Bases 642 to 1187 code for a protein of 181 amino acids. Gene Ontology annotation, molecular function: protein dimerization activity; DNA-binding transcription factor activity, RNA polymerase II-specific; RNA polymerase II cis-regulatory region sequence-specific DNA binding.